This is a messenger RNA of Eremomyces bilateralis CBS 781.70, 879 nucleotides long. Its product is annotated as short-chain dehydrogenase/reductase SDR. The record is from RefSeq and is a predicted model, not a curated record. The coding region runs from base 1 to 879 and encodes 292 amino acids. Gene Ontology annotation, molecular function: oxidoreductase activity. NCBI's taxonomy places the organism in Eukaryota, Fungi, Ascomycota, Dothideomycetes, Eremomycetales, Eremomycetaceae. The transcript is spliced from 5 exons.
AUGUCCAAACCAUCAGAUAAAUAUGCGCAAAAGGCGCUCAACAGAAUAGACAUACUCAGAUCUCAUCUGUCCGAUGUGAAAGCUCCGGCAGGAAGAUUGACCAAGCUAUCGCGGUCACUUCGAGGCAGAAAAGCUAUCGUGACUGGAGCGGGAUCGGGAAUGGGAAGAGAGACUGCCAAAGUACUCGCUGAUGAAGGCGUACAAGUUGCGGUCCUGGAUUUGGACGAAGGUAGAGUGAAGGCCGUGGUUGAUGAGAUCAACGCUGUUCAUCCUACAUGUGCAAAAGGCUGGGUUUGCGAUGUGGCAGAUCGUAGUAGGGUCAAGCAAGUUUGCAAAGAGGUCAUUGAGGUAUUCGGUGGCCUUGACAUCCUUGUCAAUAAUGCUGGCAUCUCUGUCGGUGGAGGGGCGUUCGACGAAGAUGGAUCAUUUGAGACUCGCUGGGACAAGACCGUCGAUAUCAAUCUCACAGCUCUCGUGAUUUUUAUUCGAGCAUGCGUGCCGGCUUUAUUGAAGAGCGACGCAGCGCGAAUCGUCAAUAUUGCGAGUACGGAACAUUUUGUCACAGGGCCAGGGAAUGCUGCAUAUAGUGCAACCAAGUCCGCGGUGACAGGGUUGACUCGAUCCUUUGCUGUCGAGCUCGGCAAAUACCAGAACAUCACAGUGAAUACAAUCUGCCCAGGUGCAAUCAUUACCGAUAUGACUGCACGAAUCUCGCCUGAACUUAAAGAGUCAUAUGCCAAGCGGAGAGUACCGAUGCGACGCUAUGCCGAUCCUGAAGAAGUUGCCCAAAUGACUGUAAAUAUUUGCCUACCUGCCUCGUCAUAUCUGAAUGGUACAACAAUACCAGUGGAUGGAGGCAUGACAAUCCGACAUACGUGA